Molecule: messenger RNA, 2791 nt
Organism: Corythoichthys intestinalis (scribbled pipefish)
Lineage: Eukaryota; Metazoa; Chordata; Actinopteri; Syngnathiformes; Syngnathidae
Gene: mlh1
Product: mutL homolog 1, colon cancer, nonpolyposis type 2 (E. coli)
Exons: 20
Coding region: 129-2387 (752 amino acids)
Biological process (GO): mismatch repair
Cellular component (GO): MutLalpha complex
Molecular function (GO): ATP hydrolysis activity; ATP-dependent DNA damage sensor activity; ATP binding
Source: RefSeq, a predicted model, not a curated record
UUUAUAUUCCUCUUCUCAUGUACUACGCAAGUUCCGCUUUCCUUCUUAAAAAACGUAAACUUGUCAACACACAAACAGCAUGGUCGCAAGAACUAGCUAAUUGUUGAAGCUCAAGUGUACUGUCAGAUAUGGCAGGAAUCAUUCGGAGGCUGGACGAGGCGGUUGUCAACCGUAUCGCCGCGGGAGAAGUUAUCCAGCGCCCCGCUAACGCUGUCAAAGAAUUAAUUGAAAACUGUCUGGAUGCAAAGUCCACCAACAUUCAGGUAACCGUGAAAGACGGCGGACUGAAGCUGCUCCAAAUCCAGGAUAACGGCACCGGUAUUCGGAGAGAAGAUAUGGAAAUCGUUUGUGAGCGUUUUACCACAAGCAAGCUGCAGACAUUUGAGGACCUUUCCGCCAUUGCGACGUACGGCUUCAGAGGAGAGGCCCUGGCCAGUAUAAGUCACGUCGCCCAUGUAACUAUAACCACAAAGACUGCUGAUGCCAAAUGUGCCUACAGAGGCAAUUACAGUGAUGGGAAGCUCAAAGGCCCGCUCAAACCCUGCGCCGGUAACCAGGGAACACAGAUACAGGUAGAGGACCUCUUCUACAAUGUGUCCACCAGGAGGAAAGCUUUAAAAAGCCCCAGUGAUGAGUACUCCAGGAUUGUGGAGGUGGUGAGCAGGUAUGCCAUACACAAUUCAGGAAAAAGCUUCUCCGUCAAAAAGCAAGGAGAGACGGUAGCAGAUGUGAGGACUCUACCCAACGCGUCGGUAGUGGACAAUAUCCGAGGGGUGUUCGGCACGGCGGUCAGCAGGGAGUUGAUCGAGGUCGGUUGCGAGGACCAGAAGCUGGCCUUCAAGAUCAAAGGCUACAUCUCCAAUGCCAACUACUCCGUCAAGAAAUGCAUCAUGGUCCUCUUCAUCAACCACCGGCUGGUGGAGUCUAGCGCUCUAAAGAAAGCGGCGGAGACCGUUUACGCCGCAUACUUGCCUAAGAACAUGCAUCCUUUUCUUUAUCUCAGUUUAGAGAUCGCUCCUCAAAACGUAGACGUCAACGUGCACCCCACCAAGCACGAGGUGCAUUUCCUGCACGAGGACAGCAUCGUUGAGAGUGUUCAGAAGCACAUUGAGGGCAAACUGUUGGGCUCCAACUCUUCACGCACAUACUUCACUCAGACAUUGCUUCCCGGGCUAUCGGCGUGCGGCGCCGUUGACGUCAAGUCGUUCGGCGGCACGUCCGAGUCGACCGAGCGGGUCUACGCGCAUCAGAUGGUGAGAACUGACUGUCGCGCUCAGAAGCUGGACGCCUUCCUCCAGCCCAAGGAGAAGUCGCUUCCCGAGCCCGAACUCGCCGGGCCUAGCGGCGCAGAUUCCCGGACCAAAACCGUCGAGUCGGACGACGCGGACAUGCUGGAGGCAUUAGACCUGAUGGAGGCAGAGCUCCCCAAAAUUGAGGAGAAGGAGGAAAGCGUCCAAGAGCAAGAUGUCCAAAGGAAACGUCCCAGGAAGGAGCAACACGAGGUGGAAGAGGAGGAGGAGGAGGAGACGGAAGCGGCACCAGAGGGGGAGGUGACGGCCGCAGCCACGCCCAAAAGACGGAUCAUUAAACUCAACAGCGUCAAAGAGCUGAGAAGCGAGAUUAGGGACAAUGCGCACAAAGGCCUUCAGGAGAUGCUGCAGAACCACUCGUUUGUGGGCUGCGUCAACCCCGAGUGGACUCUGAUCCAACAUCACACCAAACUUUACCUUCUCAACAUCACGACACUCAGCCAGGAGCUCUUCUACCAAAUCCUCAUCUAUGACUUCGGAAACUUCGGUGUGCUGAGGCUAUCUACGCCGGCUCCUAUUUACGACCUAGCCAUGUUGGCUCUGGACUCCGAGGAGAGCGGCUGGACCGAGGAGGACGGACCCAAAGAAGGCUUGGCUCAGUACAUUGUAGACUUUUUGAAGAAGAAAGCCGAGAUGCUGGAGGAUUAUUUCUCCAUGGAGAUCGAUCAGGAAGGCAAUUUAAGAGGCCUACCCUUGUUGCUUGACAAGUACACUCCUAUUAUGGAAGGUCUGCCCAUGUUCAUCCUCCGCCUGGCAACAGAGGUGAACUGGGACGACGAAAAAGAAUGCUUUCGAGACUUCAGCAAAGAGUGCGGCAUCUUCUACUCUGUAAGGAAGCAAUACAUACUGGGGACGGAGACGGGAGAGGCGCAGGUCAGGAUGCGGAGCAGAACUCGUGGCGAUGGAACGUGGAGCACGUACUCUGCAAGGCUUUCCGUUCGCUCAUCAGUCCUCCCAAACACGUCAGCGAGGACGGCACGGUGUUGCAGAUCGCUAACUUACCGGAUCUCUACAAAGUGUUUGAGAGAUGUUAGGUUACCUGUAAACCACUCACGUUACAUGCUGUUUUUUUUUUAAUUUCAUGGAACUGUCGGUUGUCAUUAAACUCCUUUCUCCAUUCCUUGUGUUGUCUCAAAAAUAGGCUGCACCCAACCCUAUGGUAAAUGCUUCUUAAAUCAAUAAUGCGGAACAGCCACCAGAUGUGCCUAUACCAGCAAAGCGGGGAUGUGAUAAAUGACAGCACAACACGUGGUGAAAGAAAUAAUCAUAUACCGUACUUACAUUGAUGGUGACAGAUGAUAUCUAAUACAUUGGAUGUGGUAGGGUUGGCAGUGAUUAGACUUCAUAAUAUAUUGACGUGACACAUUCCCCAUUCACUGCGUCACACCUUUCCAAAGGGGGCCAUCCCACACUCCGCUUCAUUUCUUAGCAGUCGGUCCCAUGCAGCGAUCUAAUGCCGGAUUUUGGUUGAAAAAGUACAA